UUUGUCGUGCACGCGACGGUGUCGCCUAAGCGCGUCCACGAAGAAGGUGAGGACGAGGUGAUUUAUUAUUUUUUUUCUUCAUUUUAUCCGCGACGUCCGCAGCCCGCCGGCGCGUGCUCGUCCGCGGCCGCUCGGAGCGCGCACACGUGGAGUCCGCCUGGCGUGGAUCUUUUGUCUGGCGGGCGAGGGGCCGUCAAGACGAUUCCGCGUCACGUCGCAAGACGUCCUCCAGGCGCGUGCGCGUACGUGGUUUCCGCUCGUCCAUGGAGGCCACCUGUAGGCUGGAGCGUCACGUGGCCGGCGUGCACAGAGGGAUGGUGUUCCUCGAGCACGAGCACCUCGCGCUGCUGGCCGGCCUGCACGUGGAGAUCACAAAGCUCAAGAGGAGAUGCCAGGAGCUGAGCUGCGAGCUCGACUCCCGCUUCCCCCGCAGGACGACGGCAGAGGAUGAAGCGGAGCUGGCCUCACGCUGCGAGGCCGCGCAGCGCCUUCUGGAGGAGCGGCGCGGCGCGACGGCGGCCACCCGCGGGGAGUUGCGCCUGGGCGGCGCGCGGGCGUCCCAGUUGGGGCGCAGCCUGCGCCGGGACGAGCGCCACUUCCUGGAAGAGCUGAAGCGGCGCAGCCACAAAAUCACCAUGCUCGAUCGCGAGCUUCAGCGGCAGAAGGGCGCCACGGCCGCCCUGUGCCGCCAGCUCGACGCCGCCCGCGCCCAACUGCGCGACCGGGAAGAGGCGGGGCCGCGAACCCCGGAGGAUGAAGAUGGUCCCCGCGACGAGGAAGGGGGCGCCGAGCGACCGCCGUCGCCGCCCCCCGGCAGGGGCCCGUCGGCGAGACCCGGCGUGAGGGCGGAGCGGGUCCGAGCGUGCGUCCCCCGGGAAAGAGUGACGUCGCCGCGGAGGCCGGGCCCCAUGCCUGACCCCGCCCUCUUCCUGGUGCCGCCGCGGUACCGCCUCCUCCGCUGGAGCCGACCAAUCGGACUGCGAGAAGGCGGGGCCGACGACUGGGAGGACGCGGACGAGGGCGGCGGCCUGCGGGGGCGCGUGGACAUGGGCGGCGCCGAGGGGGAGACGGCCCUGUGAUGGCGUUCGCCGGCCACCGCCGCGUGUUGUGCCGAUCGGUCGAUUGUCAUGUUGGAA
Phycodurus eques (leafy seadragon) is the source of this 1136-nucleotide messenger RNA. Its product is annotated as coiled-coil domain-containing 92B-like. The transcript has 4 exons. Bases 264 to 1079 code for a protein of 271 amino acids. Lineage: Eukaryota; Metazoa; Chordata; Actinopteri; Syngnathiformes; Syngnathidae. The record is from RefSeq and is a predicted model, not a curated record.